Messenger RNA from Aspergillus piperis CBS 112811, 1130 nucleotides. Its product is annotated as zinc-binding alcohol dehydrogenase family protein. Lineage: Eukaryota; Fungi; Ascomycota; Eurotiomycetes; Eurotiales; Aspergillaceae. The record is from RefSeq and is a predicted model, not a curated record. The transcript has a single exon. Bases 46 to 1119 code for a protein of 357 amino acids. Gene Ontology annotation, molecular function: oxidoreductase activity, acting on NAD(P)H.
CACCAACAACCGACGAACUACACCACCAGCACAAUAACAACCAAUAUGUCCCUCCCCUCCACCUACCUCGCGGCCACCGUGCCCACCCCCCAAUCGCCCACGACCCUAACCACCAAACCCCUCCCGACCCCCUCGACCAACCAAGUCCUAAUCAAAAUCACCGCCACGGCCGUGAACCCCGUCGACUGGAAAAUGCGCGACUACAACUUCUUCCUAACCGAAUACCCGGCGAUCCUCGGGUCCGACGCCUCGGGCACCAUCGCCGCCGUAGGCCCCAACGUCUCGACCUUCACGCCCGGCGACCGGGUCUUCUUCCAAGGCAUAAUCGGCAACUACGCCGCGUCGACCUUCCAACAAUACUGCGUGAUGCCAGCAGAACUCGUCUCCAAGACCCCCUCGAACAUCUCUGACGAGCAAGCCGCGGGAAUCAGUCUAGCCAGUGUGGCCGUUGUGACGGGUAUGUACGACAGCACAGGGCACGGGAUCACGCCUGCGCCUUGGGCUGAGGGCGGAUCCGAGGCAGGCAAGGGCAAGGCGAUUGCUAUUCUGGGCGGAGCGUCGAGUGUGGGACAGUAUGCGAUUCAGUUUGCGAGGUUGAGCGGGUUCACGAAGAUUAUCACGAAUGCGAGUGUUGUGCAUAAGGAGCAUCUGGAGGGGUUGGGGGCGCAUGUGGUGCUGGAUCGGAAGGUUGCUAAGGCGCAGAACUUUGUGGAUGCCGCUGGGGAGGUGCCGAUUUGUUAUGUGUAUGAUGCGAUUUCGAUGAAGGAGACGCAGGUGUUGGGCGUGGAGAUUGCGAAGAAGAGUAAGGACAAUGCGAAGGCGGUGGUUACGGUGUUGGGUGCGGAGAAGGAGGCGGAGGAGCUGGGCAAGGAGGGGGAGCAUCAGGUGGAGAUUCGGCCGAUUUUGGGUAUUGGGGCUUCGCCUAAGUUGAGGCAUAUUAGUGAGCCUAUGGUGAAGGCGCUCGGGGGUGAGGAUGGGUGGAUUGCGAAGGGCUUGUUUGUGCCGAAUCGUGUGCGGGUGGUGCCUGGUGGGUUGGAGGCUGUGGAAGAGGCUUUGAAGACGAAUAAGGAGGGGGUUUCGGGUGAGAAGGUGGUCUUCCGGCCUAAUGAGAGUGCGUAGAUAGAGUUACU